GCUUUUGGCAGGGUUAGGUUAAUGAUUCAGCCAGCCUUUCCAAUGGUAAAAAAUGUGUUUCAGAUGUUUGGACCAUUUCAGGUUUGGACCGGUCAGGUGGUACAUUCCAAUAUAGCCCUCAGAAGGGGUUAUGCUGGGCAGCUCUGCACAGCUCCUCCAAUCACAGGGUGCCACCCGCCUGCCCCGCCGUCAGGUUGGACUGCCUGGUGAAUCAUUAACCCCCCGCAGCUGAAAACAUCCGCUGAGCAGAGCGGCAGGCUGUCGGAGGGGAGAGAGAACCACGGGAAGGAGUGAAACGAUAAGACCUGGGGGAAAGGGAACAGCGUUUGGCUGCAGGCCUCCUGCAGAUAGAGACAGACAGACAGACAGGCGUGAGCCAGAGGACAGGCCUGUGAGAGGAAGCCCUCUGAGCCCACGGUGCGGACCUGAACGGGGCUCCUGGUGCACUUUGAACUUUGAACCUUAAGGUUGACCUUUCACCCGUCAUUGAUCUCGUCAGUGUUCCUCGUGUUCCAGCCCCCGCGUCUCACACAAAGUUCACCACCUCUCCGGCGCACGUGCGUUAACGCCUCUCUGGGGAGACAGAGGAGAGCGUGUUCUCAGAAGAGCUGUGUCGGCUGGCUCCGUGUUUUUAUUCCACGUAAUUGUAUUACAUUUUGGACUGCAUAAGCCAUGGCGGCCACUGGAUACGGGUAUUAUCGCACCAGCAUCUUCCUGGCCAUGUUUGUGGGCUACACGCUCUUCUACUUCAACAGGAAGACCUUCUCCUUCGUGAUGCCGUCGGUAAUGCAGGAGAUCAAGCUGGACAAAGAUGACCUUGGUCUCAUCACCAGCAGCCAGUCUCUAGCCUACGCCAUCAGCAAGUUCAUCAGCGGCGUGCUGUCGGACCAGAUCAGCGCCCGGCUGCUCUUCUCCGUGGGCCUGUUCGCGGUCGGCUGCAUCAACGUGGUCUUCUCCUGGUCCUCCACCGUAACCGUGUUUGCGGGGCUAUGGUUCCUGAACGGGCUGGGCCAGGGCCUAGGGUGGCCCCCCUGUGGGAAGAUCCUGCGGAAGUGGUUCGAGCCGGCUCAGUUCGGGACGUGGUGGGCUGUGCUGUCCUGCAGCAUGAACCUGGCUGGGGGUCUGGGGCCCAUCAUCGCCACGGUGACGGCGCAGAGCUACAGCUGGAGGAGCACCCUGUCGGUCUCCGGCCUCUCCUGCAUGGGCGUGGCCUUCUUCUGCCUGCUGCUCAUCAAGAACGAGCCCAGCGACGUGGGCCUGCCCAACAUCGAACCCGGGGCCAAGAAGGGCAAAGCAGGUGCCUCCGCUGAUGACAGCACGCUGAAGGAGUUCCUCCUGUCCCCCUACCUGUGGGUCCUGUCUCUGGGAUACCUGGUGGUGUUCGGUGUGAAGACUGCUUGCACUGACUGGGGACAGCUCUUUCUUAUUCAGGACAAGGGCCAGACAGUACUCAUGGGCAGCUCCUACAUGAGUGCACUGGAGAUUGGCGGGCUGGUGGGCAGCAUCGCGGCAGGGUACCUGUCCGACAGGGCUGUGGCUCAGCAAGGCAUUCGUAGCCAUGGCAACCCCCGCCACAGUCUCCUGCUCUCCAUGAUGGCUGGAAUGUUUGUGUCCAUGUACCUCUUCCGGGUCACCGUCAGCCCCGACAGCUCCCAGAUUUGGAUUCUCUCGUUAGGGGCUGUUUUUGGCUUCUCCUCAUAUGGACCAAUCGCCCUGUUCGGGGUGAUAGCCAAUGAAAGUGCCCCUUCAAACUACUGCGGGACAUCGCACGCCAUCGUGGCUCUAAUGGCUAAUGUCGGUGGGUUCCUCUCAGGACUCCCGUUCAGCACCAUCGCUAAGCACUACAGCUGGGACACGGCCUUCUGGGUCGCUGAAGUGACCUGCGCCGUGACGACCAUCGCCUUCUUCCUCCUGCGCAACAUCCGCACCAAGAUGGGCCGGCUGCCCAAGAAGUCCGACUGAGCUCUGCGUCACGUGACCCGCAGCAACCAAUGGGGAGAGCUUUGCCAUGACACUCACAGUAUUUCAAAGGGAAGUUAGAAUGUGUACGAUUAAAUUGUAGAAAUGUUCCUCAUUACAUUUCUUCUUGCUAGUCUUUUUUCACGCCAAGACGUGUUCAGAAACAUUGUUGAAGAAUAGUUGCAUUGGUAUAAGAAAUGUUUUCUCAUACCAAAAAAUAAAUGUUGAAUCUUAUGUUCUUAUUUAACAUAAAUUCUGUAAUGAGAAUUUUGUCUCUGAAGGCAUCUUAAUUUGCAAUGUACCACUAAUCCAGUGGUAUUAAUGUCAAAAAUGGUUUUAGGAUUAUUGAUUGGAAAAUAAGUGUUUUUAAAGGAACAAAAUCGAUAACUCAUUUUUCAUCAUAACUAUGCAAACUUUAGUACCUUCAGCACCCCUUGACACGAAAGAGCCUUUGAAAUGCCCGAUCAUGUUCACAAUGGAAUAAUCUCGAGCUUGAAAAGUCAAUAAAUACUUGAACACCUGAA
Messenger RNA from Conger conger (European conger), 2483 nucleotides. RefSeq names its product solute carrier family 37 member 4a (gene slc37a4a). The record is from RefSeq and is a predicted model, not a curated record. Lineage: Eukaryota; Metazoa; Chordata; Actinopteri; Anguilliformes; Congridae. The transcript is spliced from 9 exons. The coding region runs from base 673 to 1962 and encodes 429 amino acids. Gene Ontology annotation, cellular component: endoplasmic reticulum membrane. Gene Ontology annotation, biological process: glucose-6-phosphate transport; phosphate ion transmembrane transport. Gene Ontology annotation, molecular function: glucose 6-phosphate:phosphate antiporter activity.